AUGAGUGAGCUGGAGGAGCUGAUCAAGCUACAGAAGGAUGCAGUCAAACGCGAAGCCAAAGCGCAUCACUCGCACUCGUCUGUCCUUUCCUCCUUCCAGAAAGAAUCCACGUCCUUCCACACCCUGCGCCAGAAGUUUGAAGCCGCGCAGGCGCGCCUCUCGUCGUCCGAGCAGAACGUAGGUAAUGCGCGGAAGUAUCUUGAGGAGGCGCAGGAGGGUGUAAGGGAUGUGGAGGAGAGGGUCAGGGCGAAGAGGAUGGAGGUGGAGGGGUUCAAGGAGGAGAGGAACGUCGGGGAGAAGGAAAGGGUGGUUAAGAUGGGGGCAUUGAGUGGGAAUGCUCCAGCGCAGGGCAUGGGAAGUCCAUUAAGGAAUGGGACCACGGAGCAGAUGGGGCACACACAGGCGCCACCGAUGAAGGAUGUGAGCAGUCCGGGGCGGAAGUCGGGGAGAAAGUUGGGGAUCUGGAAGUAG
Pleurotus ostreatus (oyster mushroom) is the source of this 471-nucleotide messenger RNA. RefSeq lists its product as uncharacterized. The transcript is spliced from 2 exons. Lineage: Eukaryota; Fungi; Basidiomycota; Agaricomycetes; Agaricales; Pleurotaceae. Bases 1 to 471 code for a protein of 156 amino acids. The record is from RefSeq and is a predicted model, not a curated record.